GAGCUGUGGAAGGGCUGGUGGCUCCAGGAGACGCCGGCGCUGGAGAGAGCGCUGCGCCGCCGGCUGCUAAGGGAGCGCGGAGGCCGCUGCUGUUGGCCACUGCUGCUGGCCUCUUCCAGCCUUCGCCGAGAGGGUUCCUGCAUUCUAAAGAAAAAAUAAGUUUGAUUGCAGUACAACUACAUUCUAAGAUCAGUUCUGAUACUAUAUAUAUCUCCUUUGGACUUUGUACAUUGACCUCCUCUGUCCCCUUCCCUUAACUAUUAGGUUGGUGUGGAAAAACUGGGGCUUUGAUCAAGCAAAUGCUGAAAAGCCACAUAAGGAACAUCUGUAACAGUUAUUUCUCAACAAUUAUAUAGUCAACUGAUGUAACAAUGGUACUAAUAUUGGGACGAAGACUAAACAGAGAGGAUCUCGGGGUGCGUGAUUCACCAGCAACAAAGCGUAAAGUUUUUGAAAUGGACCCUAAAUCUCUGACAGGCCGUGAGUUUUUUGACUUCUCUUCAGGAUCAUCCCAUGCUGAAAACAUCCUCCAGAUAUUUAAUGAAUUCCGAGAUAGUCGUUUAUUCACAGAUGUUAUCAUUUGUGUGGAAGGAAAAGAAUUUCCUUGCCAUAGAGCUGUCCUCUCAGCCUGCAGUAGCUACUUCAGAGCUAUGUUCUGUAAUGACCACAGGGAAAGCCGAGAAAUGUUGGUUGAGAUCAAUGGUAUUUUAGCUGAAGCUAUGGAAUGUUUUUUACAGUAUGUUUAUACUGGAAAAGUGAAGAUCACUACAGAGAAUGUACAGUAUCUCUUUGAAACAUCAAGCCUUUUUCAGAUUAGCGUUCUUCGUGAUGCAUGUGCCAAGUUCUUGGAGGAGCAACUUGAUCCUUGUAAUUGCUUAGGAAUCCAGCGCUUUGCUGAUACCCAUUCCCUCAAAACACUCUUUACAAAAUGCAAGAAUUUUGCAUUACAGACUUUUGAGGAUGUGUCCCAGCAUGAAGAAUUUCUUGAACUUGACAAAGAUGAACUGAUUGAUUAUAUUUGUAGUGAUGAACUAGUUAUUGGCAAGGAGGAGAUGGUUUUUGAAGCCGUCAUGCGUUGGGUCUAUCGCGCUGUUGAUCUGAGAAGACCACUCUUACAUGAGCUCCUGACUCAUGUGAGACUCCCUCUGUUGCAUCCCAACUACUUUGUUCAAACAGUUGAGGUGGACCAGUUGAUCCAGAAUUCUCCUGAGUGCUAUCAAUUGUUGCAUGAAGCAAGACGGUACCACAUACUUGGGAAUGAAAUGAUGUCUCCAAGGACUAGACCACGCAGGUCAACUGGCUUUUCUGAGGUGAUAGUUGUCGUUGGAGGCUGUGAACGAGUUGGAGGAUUUAAUCUUCCAUACACUGAGUGUUACGACCCUGUGACAGGAGAGUGGAAGUCUUUGGCUAAACUUCCCGAAUUUACCAAAUCAGAGUAUGCAGUCUGUGCUCUAAGGAAUGACAUUCUUGUUUCAGGUGGAAGAAUCAAUGGACGUGAUGUCUGGAUUUAUAACUCACAGUUAAACAUUUGGAUCAGAGUUGCUUCUCUAAAUAAAGGCAGAUGGCGUCACAAAAUGGCUGUCCUCCUUGGUAAAGUAUAUGUUGUUGGAGGCUAUGAUGGGCAAAACAGACUUAGCAGCGUAGAAUGUUAUGAUUCCUUUUCAAAUCGAUGGACUGAAGUUGCUCCCCUUAAGGAAGCAGUAAGUUCUCCUGCCGUGACCAGCUGUGUAGGCAAAUUAUUUGUGAUUGGUGGAGGACCUGAUGAUAAUACUUGUUCUGAUAAGGUUCAAUCCUAUGAUCCAGAAACCAAUUCUUGGCUACUUCGUGCAGCUAUUCCUAUUGCCAAAAGGUGUAUAACAGCCGUAUCCUUAAACAACCUGAUAUAUGUUGCUGGUGGACUGACCAAGGCAAUAUACUGUUAUGAUCCAGUUGAAGAUUACUGGAUGCAUGUACAGAAUACAUUCAGCCGACAGGAAAACUGUGGUAUGUCUGUAUGUAAUGGUAAAAUAUACAUCCUGGGUGGAAGACGGGAAAAUGGAGAAGCUACAGACACUAUUCUCUGUUAUGAUCCUGCCACAAGUAUCAUCACAGGGGUAGCUGCGAUGCCCAGGCCAGUGUCCUAUCACGGCUGUGUGACUAUUCACAGAUACAAUGAGAAAUGUUUCAAGCUCUGACGCCAGCGUACCUCACCCAGAAAGCCACAGCAAUCCAAGAUGACAGGUUUUAAAAACUCCAGAGUGGGAACUUGGUUUAUCUCCUUAUGCCAUAUGCACAAAAAGACAAAAAUAAUAAUUGUCGUGCCUUUCUCCCCCAAAUACCAAUCUUUUAAACUGUAAUAAAGCCUUUUCUGUAAUUGGGGAAAAAAAAUUUUUGUUUUGAAGGUAAUAGUGGUCUUUGCUUGGGCUCUGAGAGUGUACCUUUGUAUUUGUUUAAAAAAAAAAAAAGCCUAUGUGGCGUAGGAAAUAAUGCUUGCCUGCAUACCGUUUAGGAAUUGGUGAAUGGUCUCUUCAUUUAUGUAUGUUUAUCUGCAAGACUGUUUAUUCCUUAUUUUGUCACAUAAGUGUGUAUGUGUGUGUAUAUAUAUGUAGAAAAUUGCAUGACAAGUUUUCAUUUAGGUCAAAGCAUAUACUGCUUAGAAUCAUUCUAAGGAGGGAAAAACAGUUUUAAAAAUCUUUUUCACUAAAAAAUACAUCCAAAUUGAUUAACUUUAUUAUGGGUUUUUUUUCUGUAAUUGAUAAAAACAGUAAUGGCAAUGAUCUGAGUAUCAGAAAAUACUAAGUUAUUGUGACUUCAUUCUUAGAAUUGCUUUCUUAUAUUAAAGAUAUUUUGGGGAGAAGAAACAAAAGCAAGUCCCCCUAAAAUGGGGAUUAAAAUUACAGAUUAAUUCCUAAGAAAAAGUUAUCUUAAGACUCUUGAAGGAAAAAUGACCCACUGUGGCUCUCAAAAGUAUUUAUGUAUCAUCUCUAAAUCCUCUAAGGGAAGCGCCUUUUCUUAAACCUGGCAGAAGAGCUGAAAUCUACUUUGCAAUAUUAUCUUGUAAAAACAGGGACAGAUUUUCUCCCUAGCCCAGUAGGGUUUGACCUCAUUGGAAUGGUGCUUUGGGUGAGGACCUCUUCCUGGUUAUCCUGUUUUCGUGUGAACAGCUAAAAAUCCUGGGAGUCUCUACUGUUAAGCUGCCCUUAAAGGAUAAAGCAGGGACCACCUAUCUCAGUGGGUCCAUAUUUCUUUUAAAGUUAACUAUCUGAAGAAACUAACAAUAGUAGUAGCAGUUUUCUAAGAUAAAUCUUCAUUUGGUACCCAUUGUGUGAAAUAUUGAACAACAUUCUCAUGCUUCUCUACAUCAAAUUGCCUUUGUCUAGAUGUUUCAACUCCAGUUUAUAAAGCUUACUAGUUUUCAGAGAAGAGUGUGAAAUUUUUUUUUCUAAGGCAAAUGGGAUGGCAGGAACUACAGCAUAAGUGAUUAUUGUUAUUCCUGGGUAGACAGAUACAAUUUACAGUAUUUUAGGGAUGUUCCAGGUAGCCUGCUCUAUUUCAACUUCCCAGGCAUUAUUGUUGUCUCACAUCUUAAUUAUAUAUUCCUUGCCAUAGGAGAAAUGAUGCAAAUAUGUAAUUAUAGUGUCACCAGAUUUUUGUUAAAACCAAAGUAGUAAUCAAAAAACCUAACAUUGACAAACUUACUCUUUUUUUCCCAUUUUAGAAUGAUACAGAGAUUUCAAAUACACUAUACAAUAUCAACUUUAAUGCCGAGCUGGAUUGUGAAUUCCGAGGAAAAUUCUAAAAAACUUAGCAAAUUUUAGGGAAUUUUUAUUUUUCAAAUCAUAAUUUGAAAUGAUAUGUACCUUUUUGUGAUAAUUAUCAAAGCAAUUCAGAAGCCAGUUUUCUACUAUUUUAGUUGAAAGACAAUAGUAGAUACAAUUGGGAUACUUAUUUUAAUUUUAGAGUAAGCAUCUACUUCUGCAUCAUACCCUUUGUAGAUUAUGGAACCUAUUUAGUUCAGAAAUACUUUGUGGUGUGUAAGAUAAUGUAUGAGAAAAGUGUUGGUAAAUGCUGAGGACUAUACAAAUGAUACUUGUUAUUUUCAUGUGUAUUUUGUAAGGCUAUGCCCAUCCAUAAAUACAGACACUUUUUACAGAAAAGCCUUUCUCAGUAUAACCUGUAUUUUAGUACUUUUGUAAGUAUUAACUAUUUACUUGUAUUUUGUUAUAUGUUUAUUUUUAAUAUUCAUGUGUUUAUUACAGUAAAUUUGACAUGAAAUCCUAUAAAACAAUUUGUUUGAACAUGGACCUUAUGCCAAUUUUUUUUAUUUUUUCUCUACAUAAUUUACAACUACAUAAGUAGGUCACCAAGAACUUAGCUUGAAUCUUAUGAAAUUAACAAUUUUUAAAAUUACCCAAUUGAUACUUUAAUUUCCUUUCACUUCCUUUACUGAUUUUUUAUAAAUAAUGAGGUCAGCAUUGAUACAAUAAUGAAGAAUUUUAGGGUAUAAUUAGUAUAUCAAAAGGGAUUUAUCAACAGAAUUGGUGUCAGAUUAUAUUCAUACUGUCAUCACAUAGCUGACAUUUUCUUUUGGUUUGUGAUGCUCAUGUAAGCCUUUGGGUUAGUAUAUAUGUAUAUACGUAGAUAGAUAGUAUGCUGAAUCUACACACAUAUACAAAAACCAAGAAUUUUAGCAGUUUCUGGUUUCUGAUCAGAGAAACAAACAUAAAGUAAAAAUUAGUUGAUCUUACUAAAUUCAAUUCGAGAAGUUCUGGUUUUUGGUUUUUUUUUUUUUUUAAUUUGGGCAUCUCUAGAGUGCUCUUUUACAUACGAAAAUAUAUGAUGAAUACUAGUAUGAUGAUGCAUACACAGUCAGAAUCUAUAUAAUGCAUACAAUUUACAAGAUCAGGAAACAAACUGGAGGGAGAUACAAGUUUGGUAAACAUAGCCAUCGAUACCUCAGUGGGAAGGGAAUUCAAAAGUAGGUUUUGUGGAUCAAGAGAAAUGUACUUUUUUUUUUUUUCAUGAACUUGAAUCAUUUUUCAUGUGGUUCCUAUAUGUGAGUGAGCUAUAACGUGGUCUGAUUUUUACAACAGAAAGACCUUCCUCUUCUGCUCUAAUCUUCCCACUGACUUUACUGCACAGGUAUGAAAUGGUAGCCUAUUGGGUCUUCAGUAACCUUUAUUUUCCCUAGAUGACUGAAACAUUUACUCCAUUUAAACCAGGUGUUUAAAAAAAUGAUGUAAAUACUCAGGGUAUUAACUUGUCAUUUUUGCCUAAUUGGAAUGUUUAAAGUGCCAUAUCUAAGUAACUUUCAGUUCAUAAUUCUAGAGUAAAUUCAGUUUGGUAAAAGAGCUUCACACGUGGUGGUAAUUAAACAUUCAUUUUUUUAUAUUUAGAUGAAAAUGUUUGUGGACUGAUACAUUUUCUCUUAGUGAAUAUGAAUUGUUUAUGUAUCUCUACUGUCAUACCCUUUUUGAAACUCAGGAAAGACAAAGGUUCAAUUAUACUACUUUUGUCAGUAUACAAACCAGGUGUGUUUUUUUUCCUGUUGUCUGGAUAUGGCAAUAGAUUUUUUAAAAAGAAAUGCUGUGAGAACCCAUACAUGAAAAGAGAGGGUUGAAUUGUUUGUGUGUGCCUUUUGUUUCUUGAGAUUUAUACAUGGAAAGGACAUCAUCUACUCCAGACUAUAUUUUCAAAGAGAAGAAAUUGCUAUUUAUGUGGUGCCAAGUGAUAAAAUAAUGUCUCUUAAAGGCUUCCUGUGGACUGCCUUUAUUUUCCUAAGCUCAAGACACCAGUUAACCUCAACAUAAUUUUGGCCUUUAUUAGAAUUUCUGUGCAUUAUAUUGAAAGCUAGGUUUACAUCACCUCACCCCAUUAUUCCUUUUAGUUAAAUAAAUUCACCAUACCAAGAAACCAGAAUGGGGCAAUUUGGCCUUUAAGGCAACAGGUUUGACUAGCUAGCUAUACUUAUUGUCACAUCUAAUGCUAGGUAUCAGAAACCACUUGAGCCGAAAGUGUGAACUGAUAAUUCCAGAGACAUUGUCAACAUACUUCAUACUUUUUUUUAAAUGUUUUUUAUGGAUGUUUUACAUUUGUGUGAUUGCCUUAGAUAUUAAAUUUACUUAGUGCUAAAGAUCAUCAUUAAAAAUCUUUUUAAAUAGCAGUAGUUGUAACUUAUUUUAUAUAUUGUUCCAAAGAAAAGAAUUUGUUUUAAUGUUUUCAAAAUAACUGCAUCUGUAUUUGCUUAUGUGCCUUAAGUUCUCUAGUUCUGUUUCAACUUUGUUUUUAAUCUAAAGUUUACCUUAGAUAAGUUCCAUACUUAUUUCCUGUAAAUUGCUCUUAAAAUGUUUAAUGAGCAUCAGCUAUGUGGUUGCUUGGCAGGAAGGAAAAUGUUAAGAAAGUGGUUGGGUGUUUGGAGUUUUACUAUGUUUGGGGAGGUUUUUUGUUUGAUGCCAAGCUGCUUUUUAAGACAGUAAGAAAAAAUCUCUCGAGUAAAUCCUUGAAAACAUCAUUUGCAGUGUCUACAUCCAGUGUCAAAAAAGUAAAUCUACUUAUUUUUGCUCCAUUCUUAUGUACUAUUUUUUGUUUUUUCCUCUACAGACUCUUUCAUUUAUCCAAGUUCUUAAUCUUUCCUGCUCCAAUACCCACCCCAUGGUUUCUUUAUUUAAAUAUUGUUGAAAGUCUCUGGAGCUAUCUAAGACAACACAAUUAUAGAGUUGAACAAAAGCGUAAAGUGCUUUACAGCUUGUACAGACCUGUGGCAGCCAGGUGUCAUUUGCUUUCAGAUGCUCCAGUCUUCACAGUGAAAAAGCGCUCCGUGUUUCUUUGUUUUCAGUUCAGUUGCGGCACACUAAUACUUUCAUGUCUCGUCUAAAAUAUACUUCAUGCAUAGUUUUUCUUUAAUUUUUAAAAAGUUGUAUCUAAUUAAAAAAUGUCUUUUAACCAUUAUUACUUGACUACAGUUGUAUUAAAUUUUAUUUACCAAAAA
Molecule: messenger RNA, 6967 nt
Organism: Dama dama (fallow deer)
Lineage: Eukaryota; Metazoa; Chordata; Mammalia; Artiodactyla; Cervidae
Gene: KLHL24
Product: kelch like family member 24
Exons: 9
Coding region: 372-2174 (600 amino acids)
Molecular function (GO): protein binding
Source: RefSeq, a predicted model, not a curated record